Messenger RNA from Setaria italica (foxtail millet), 775 nucleotides. Its product is annotated as V-type proton ATPase subunit F. Gene Ontology annotation, cellular component: proton-transporting V-type ATPase, V1 domain; membrane. Gene Ontology annotation, biological process: proton transmembrane transport. Gene Ontology annotation, molecular function: proton-transporting ATPase activity, rotational mechanism. The coding region runs from base 181 to 573 and encodes 130 amino acids. Lineage: Eukaryota; Viridiplantae; Streptophyta; Magnoliopsida; Poales; Poaceae. The record is from RefSeq and is a predicted model, not a curated record. The transcript has 5 exons.
CACCGUCAUCAUCAGGCAGCCAAAAUAAAAUAAUAAUAAGCAAAAUAAUACUGGAUCAGACUUGUUGAUCCAUCCACGCCGCGGGACAAGUCGUUUGAUCGAUCGAUCUCGCGCCGGAUUUUCCGUCUCCACGCCCGCUCGUGGAUUCCUGAUUCGUGAGGAAGGAGGGAGGCGGCGGCAAUGGCGGGGAGGGCCAACAUCCCGACCAACAGCUCUGCGCUAAUCGCCAUCAUCGCCGAUGAGGACACGGUGACUGGCUUUUUGUUGGCUGGAGUUGGCAAUGUAGAUCUCAGGAAGAAAACAAAUUAUCUUAUUGUCGAUAACAAAACAACAGUUAAACAAAUUGAAGAUGCAUUUAAGGAGUUCACCGCAAGAGAGGACAUUGCAAUUGUGCUCAUCAGCCAAUAUGUUGCAAACAUGAUAAGGUUCUUGGUAGAUGGCUACAACAAACCUGUUCCUGCUAUACUGGAGAUCCCAUCGAAGGAUCAUCCAUAUGAUCCAGCGCAUGACUCAGUUCUUUCUCGCGUGAAGUAUCUAUUUUCUGCUGAAUCAGUGGCGUCCGAUCGGCGAUAAAAGUCAGAUGCCUUCAUGUAUCUUGUUCAUAUUAUGUUGGGCCAUUUAAUAAAACCUACCACCAUUAUGAAAAUAGCAUAACCUUUUUUUGUAUUUGAAUGAGAUUCGGUCACUGGUAAUUUUUUUUGAGUAACUUCACUUCGCUGCAUAUUCAUAUUGUAAUCUUGACUGUUGAAUAACAUGCAAAUCCCACGUUGAUUCA